AGGCGGCGGGUCCUCAGUCAGCUGACGCCGAGCGGCUGGCUUGAGCUCUGACUGCAGAGCCGGGAGACACGAAGAUGGGAACACCGGGGGUCCUGGUUCGCUUUCUCUUUCUGCUGCUGGCGCAGCUGCUGCUGGGGUCUGCGCGCGGGUUGCACAAUGCCUCCCAGAGGACGUUUGAGAUCAGCUAUGACCAGAACUGCUUCCUCAAGGAUGGCCAGCGGUUUCGCUACAUCUCUGGAAGCAUUCACUAUUUCCGCAUACCCUGCUUCUACUGGAAAGACCGGCUGCUGAAGAUGAAGAUGGCUGGGCUGAAUGCCAUCCAGACGUACGUGCCCUGGAACUUCCAUGAGCCCCGACCAGGACAGUACCAGUUUUCCGGGGACAGUGAUGUGGAACAUUUUAUUCAGCUGGCUCAUGAGCUGGGACUGCUGGUUAUCCUGAGGGCUGGGCCCUACGUCUGUGCCGAGUGGGACAUGGGAGGACUACCUGCUUGGCUAUUAGAGAAAGAAUCCAUUGUUCUCCGUUCUUCUGACCCAGAUUACCUCGCAGCUGUGGACAAGUGGUUGGGAGUCCUUCUGCCCAAGAUGAAACCUCUUCUCUAUCAGAAUGGAGGGCCAAUUAUAACAGUGCAGGUGGAAAAUGAAUAUGGCAGCUACUUUACCUGUGAUUACGACUACCUGCGUUUCCUGCAGAAGCGCUUCCGCUACCACCUGGGUGACAAGGUGGUUCUGUUCACCACCGAUGGGGUGCAUGAGAAGCUCUUGCAGUGUGGGUCACUGCAGGGCCUCUAUGCCACAGUGGAUUUUGGACCAGGUUCCAAUAUCACAGCUGCUUUCCUAUUACAGAGGAAUAGUGAGCCCAGAGGACCCUUGGUCAACUCUGAAUUCUAUACUGGCUGGCUAGACCAUUGGGGCCAACCCCACUCGACAGUCACGACCGAAGCAGUGACCUCCUCCCUUCAUAACAUACUUGCCUGGGGGGCGAAUGUGAACAUGUACAUGUUUACAGGUGGGACCAAUUUUGCCUAUUGGAAUGGGGCCAACACUCCCUACGCAGCUCAGCCCACCAGCUAUGACUAUGAUGCUCCACUGAGCGAGGCAGGGGACCUCACUGAGAAGUAUUUUGCUGUGCGAGACAUUAUCCAGAAGUUUGCAGAAGUACCAGAAGGUCCUAUCCCUCCAUCUACACCAAAGUUUGCAUAUGGAAAAGUUGCUCUGAAAAAGUUAAAGACAGUGGAGGAGGCUCUAGAUGUCCUGUGUCCCUCUGGGCCCAUAAAAAGCCUUUAUCCCUUGACAUUUAUCCAGGUGAAACAGUAUUUUGGGUUUGUGCUGUACCGAACAACACUUCCUAAAGACUGCAGCGACCCGACACUCCUCUCUGCGCCCUUAAAUGGAGUCCACGAUCGAGCGUACGUCUCUGUGGACCAGGUGCCCCAGGGAGUCCUUGAGCGGAACAGGGUGAUCAUUCUGAACAUCACAGGGAAAGCUGGAGCCACUCUGGACCUGCUGGUGGAGAACAUGGGGCGCGUGAACUAUGGCAGAUACAACAAUGAUUUUAAGGGCUUGAUUUCUAAUCUGACCCUUGGUCCUGAUAUCCUCACGGACUGGAUGAUCUUCCCCUUGAACACCGAGGACGCAGUUGAACACCUGGGGGGCUGGGGCGGCCAUGGUGAUGGCCACUAUGUUGAAGCCCGUGCCCGCGGCUCAUCUAACUACACACUCCCAGCCUUUUAUGCGGGGAACUUCUCCAUUCCCAGUGGGAUCCCACAGUUGCCCCAGGACACCUUUAUACAUUUUCCUGGAUGGACCAAGGGUCAGGUGUGGAUCAACGGCUUUAACCUCGGCCGCUACUGGCCGGCGCGGGGCCCCCAGAUGACUUUGUUUGUGCCGCAGCACAUCCUGAGGACCUCGGCCCCGAACACCAUCGUGGUGCUGGAACUGGAGCGCGCCCCCUGCGGCAGCGACGGCCUGGACCUGUGCCUCGUGGAGCUGGUGGACAAGCCAGUUAUCAGCGCAGCCCUGACCUACGAUCGUGGCUCUGCAGAGCUGCUUAGUAAAGACCCGUGGCUGGACCGUGUGUGAUGAAUAAAGACUGUGAUCCUCCAGGGUUCUUGCCUUGCACAUACCUCACAGAUCCCCGCUUUUAAUGCCAACACUGGAGAGUUCGAUUGGAAAAUGAAUUUAGGGUGUGUGCUUUCGCCUGAGGUGACCCCUGCAGCCUGCCAGUGCCUGCCCCUACACGGGUGCAGGAUGGAGGUGGCAGCACCAUGUUGCACAGACAUGCCAGCAGAGUUGGAGUGGAAGCUUUAAAGGUGUUUCUAAUUUUUAUUUUGGAAGAAUCAUGUCUUUUUGCUAAAUAAAAUUUGUACUCAAUUGA
Molecule: messenger RNA, 2376 nt
Organism: Choloepus didactylus (southern two-toed sloth)
Lineage: Eukaryota; Metazoa; Chordata; Mammalia; Pilosa; Megalonychidae
Gene: GLB1
Product: galactosidase beta 1
Exons: 16
Coding region: 75-2081 (668 amino acids)
Biological process (GO): carbohydrate metabolic process
Cellular component (GO): vacuole
Molecular function (GO): beta-galactosidase activity
Source: RefSeq, a predicted model, not a curated record